GGUUACUUCUAUGAAGGCCUAAAACGAACGAACGAAAAUGAAGAUUCAGAUUUUAUGUACCGUGAUAAUCCUGGUUAUUUGCAGCAAUGAAGCCUUUAAUAAUCAUGAAAACGAGAAAGAGGUAACAAUACCCAUCAAGGAUUUAAAUAAAGUAUUAUUAUGCCUAGAGCCAGACGAUCAACUGACUAAACUGACUAAGAGUUCUGUAAAUCAUACCGAUUUACUUUGGAAACUAAUCGAUGAACAUCCUAAACUCAACAUUGAAUACAGCAGGGUUCACAGCUGUGAAGUUAAAAUAGAUGCCGAAUACCCUAAAACAAUUCUUGCUGUAGUCGCUCCAAAGCCACUGGAAACCUCCUCUCGGAUACCUAUGUAUUUUUUUGACACUCCUUUUCCGAAUGCGGAGGAUGUAGAUGAAUUCCCCAACGGGUUGUUUCCACUGCGUAGACAUUGGAAGUCUUUGAAAUAUGCAUUUAGUCAUUAUUUGACGACUCAUGGAUACCGGAGGCUGGUGGUUGUCUCUGAUGACUCGUAUUAUAGUGCAGCGUUCGAGGCAGAGCUUAUAGAGCAUUUUAAAGAUAAGGAGUUCGUGUUUGAUGUACAACGAAAACCUAAUAAAGGAAGCUUCGAUCGGGCAAUGAGAUACAUAAAAGAUAACAAAGCGUACAUAAUAAUUGUGAACAUCGACAAUGCGAACGCGCAGAAGCUGUUACAAGCUGCAGAGAAACGCAGAUUGUUGUCGAACCGAUACUUGUGGCUCGUCAGGGAUUGGCCAUUUGACAACCUCAAACGAAAAUUCAAGCUAAUGAUUUCAAUGACGCUAUCGCCCUACCCCAUCCCAGAUUACAAAGCUAAAUAUGCUCAUGACGGACCUAACCUGAACAGUGUUUCGCGAGGGUUAGCGCUUAUAUCUGACGCUCUUCAGAGUGUGACGAACGUCACUGUAAAGGAACGCAUUGAUUAUUACUACAAUGAAAUAUACAAGGAAAUGAACAGGUCAGACAAAACUGACCUAUCAAAGGCGUAUAUACGCAAAUUUAUAUCUGGCCAAUUGGUUGGCAUGAAAAAUAUAAUUAUCCACGACUCUGGCCGCAUUGAGUCCCCUUACCAGAAGGACCGUGAAUUGACGGGGAAGGAUUUUUCCGAUUUCGACUUGCCAGAGCCAUGCUUCCAGAGGUCCAUGGCCUUCAGCAGUCCUUGUAAUGACACUAAUAUUGUGAUUAUUUGUGUGGUGUGGCUCAUGUUCAUCGUUAUGGCGAUUUUGUUAAUUUUCUUCUUUAAUAGAUGUCUUGUAUGGACGUAG
Cydia fagiglandana is the source of this 1303-nucleotide messenger RNA. RefSeq lists its product as uncharacterized. The record is from RefSeq and is a predicted model, not a curated record. The coding region runs from base 38 to 1303 and encodes 421 amino acids. The transcript is spliced from 5 exons. NCBI's taxonomy places the organism in Eukaryota, Metazoa, Arthropoda, Insecta, Lepidoptera, Tortricidae.